UGAUUUUUUUUAACCGGUAAAUCAUUCAAUGCAUGUAGACGAGCUUCCACCCCCACCCCCAGGGAUCCGGGAUAGAAUAGCUCCUCAGUACCCCACCCCCGGGGAUCCGGGAUAGAAUAGCUCCUCAGUACCCCACCCCCGGGGAUCCGGGAUAGAAUAGCUCCUCAGUACCCCACCCCCGGGGAUCCGGGAUAGAAUAGCUCCUCAGUACCCUACUCCCGGGGAUCCGGGAUAGAAUAGCUCCUCAGUACCCCACCCCCGGGGAUCCGGGAUAGAAUAGCUCCUCAGUACCCCUUGCGUGUCGUAAGAGACGACUAAAUGAGGCAGUUCUUCGUAUGAGACCGCAAAAACCGAGGUCCCGUGUCACAGCAGGUGUGGCACGAUAAAGAUAGGACGUACAGUCUAGUCAUUGUAAGGCUCUUGCAGCCAGGCCCUUUUUAAAAAAAUUACCCAAAUCUACAAAGCGGUUCAAAUAAUUAGGGCCUCUUUAUCAAUUUUGAAAGCUUCAAGAAAAUCGACCGAGUGUUGUAAAAUUUGUUUUUUGCAAAGUUCAUUGCUAUAUUAACGCACUUUUUAAAAAAAAUUGAAGAACCACCCCAUUUCGUCGGCGACAAGCAAAGGAUACGGAAGACCUAGCUAAAUUAGGUUCCUACGGGACCAAAAAAAUAAUGGUAAAGGGAGCGGAGAGAGAAAAGCAGGAAGGGGAGAAAAAAGGACCUAGGACAGAAACACGGAGGAGGGAAAGGGGGCGGGAAGAGGGAGAGGUGAACACGUUUGGCUACACCAUUCAUGCCUAUAGUAGCACAUUCUCUCACCAGAGGGCGCAUUACGUAAGCUGUCAACGCUUGGAAUCACGUGACAAUAUAAUCACAUGAUAUAAACAGUCAUUCUCGUUUUCUUUCCCUUUCAAGUUCUGGCAACAAGUGAUACAUCAGACUCUUUUCAUAGCCCACUGGCACUUUGAUAAGUAUAUAUUUACUAUUUAGCUGUUUAUCUCUUAUUCUACAAGUUUUAUCGUAUUUUUACAGCCUUUCUUACUUUUGAUUGCAUAUUUACAUUUAAAUCUCCACCACGUGAAUGUCAUACAUUCAUACACAUAACACGAACGUCUUGAGUCAAACUCAAGGGCUAUAUUUUACUCAAACCUGAGAAUUUUUCUCAAACCAUUCGAUUUGUCGCUGUGAUUUCAAACUCCCCGUCGAGGCCUCAUUACGUCACCUACGAAUAGCAAACGAACUCUGGUGGAAGUUUGACUUCACCGCAUAUCGUAACGUAGUGCAGUAGGCUGUGACGUCAUAGCUAGAGUUUGGUUUGUAACGAACUCUGGCGGAAGUUUGGCUGUGUUUUAUGACAUCACAAUGACGUCAUGGUGAUUAUGAUGUCAUAAUGGAGUGAGAUAUACUAAAUCUCCAUCACAUUUACAAGAAAAUGGCGAAACUUUUAAGAAUUUUUCGAGGAGUAGAUUUUAAAGAUGUUGGAAAUCAAGCAACCCAGGUAGACUAUGCUCAAAUAUUCAGUUGUUUGCAGGACAUGGCAAAAAAUAACAAUGAUCUUCAAAGCGUAUAUCAAUCUCUAAAGAAAAAUAUCAUGUAUACCAAAGAAAAACUUCAAUACUCUGAGGAUUUGAUCGAGAUGAUAGAAGAAAAGGUUGAAAGUGUGGACGAAUUGCUGGAGCGAUUUCAUAGGACGUUUUGCGCCGAGGAGGAAGCACUGCAACAGAAAAAGGAAAAGCUCAAGAAAAUGAGAGAAGAUGUUGCUGAUUCUAAACUCCGUCUGCUGUCUAUGAGGAAGCCAGAGAUGCAAAAGUACGUCAAAUUAGCCAGAGACAAAACUGUCCCGAGUAUAGUAGGCUUUGUCCGCAAGGAACGAGAAGAACUUGAACACCGGCUUAUCUCCGCCAAUGCUGAUGUAAAUGAUUACAUAGAGCGAAACAUGGACGACCAACAGGCGUGCUCAGGUAUACAGCGGUACAGAGAAACACUGCAGAAGGACCACACCGACUACAUGCUGCAAAUCCUGAACGAGUACGGUCAUCUGAAGGGCAAACGCACCCUCCUUCUCCGGACACCAUUGUUUAACGGUAAUGAUGGGAAAAGUGAUCUGCUGGAAUUGUUCCAAGUAUCUAAGGAAGAAAUGGAAGCCACCAGGAAGGAAUGCAUUUCACUGAGGGAAAUGAAAGAAACUUUGACUGCACGAAUUGAAGAGCAGAAACAGACAAAAGCCGCCCUAACCGAGUCAAUCAGCGAGCUCCAUGCCAAGCUUCUAAAUGAAAGAGACAUGGAUGUUUUAUUGCCGAGCACUUCCUCUCAAAUAAGUGGACCACAGGAUGUUGGAUUGAAUGUCAUUUCUUCACUGUAAAUAAAUAAUUGAA
Molecule: messenger RNA, 2371 nt
Organism: Ostrea edulis (European flat oyster)
Lineage: Eukaryota; Metazoa; Mollusca; Bivalvia; Ostreida; Ostreidae
Product: unconventional myosin-XVIIIa-like
Exons: 6
Coding region: 1429-2358 (309 amino acids)
Source: RefSeq, a predicted model, not a curated record